Messenger RNA from Alligator mississippiensis (American alligator), 1283 nucleotides. Its product is annotated as olfactory receptor 6X1. The record is from RefSeq and is a predicted model, not a curated record. NCBI's taxonomy places the organism in Eukaryota, Metazoa, Chordata, Crocodylia, Alligatoridae. Gene Ontology annotation, molecular function: G protein-coupled receptor activity; olfactory receptor activity. Bases 1 to 1068 code for a protein of 355 amino acids. Gene Ontology annotation, cellular component: membrane. The transcript is spliced from 2 exons. Gene Ontology annotation, biological process: G protein-coupled receptor signaling pathway.
AUGGCAGAGAAAUGGGACAGUAUCUGGAAUCACUUUGUAAAACCUGUUGAGGCCCUCAAGAACUGGGACAUGUUUUUGGCAAAUGGCACACACAGUGUGACUGAAUUCAUCCUCCUUGGAUUCCCAGUCACACAAGGGCAGAAUGUGGCCUUGUUCCUCCUCAUUCUCAUCCUGUACAUUUUAUCCCUUGGGGGGAAUGUCCUCAUCAUUGUCGUGGUGAGGACUGACCACAAGCUGCAGACCCCAAUGUACUUCUUCCUCAGCAACCUGUCCUUCCUGGAGAUCUGGUACACCACUGCUGUUGUCCCCAAAAUGCUCGCCAACCUCUUGUCAACCAGGACGACCAUUUGCUUCUACUGCUGCCUGGCCCAGUUGUAUUUCCAUUUCCUUUUUGGCCUCACUGAAAUUUUCAUCCUCACAGUGAUGUCCUUUGACAGAUACUUGGCUAUUUGCCAGCCCUUGAGAUACAUGACUAUAAUGAACACACACGUCUGCCUGCACCUUGCCCUGGGCACUUGGGCUGGAGGGUUCCUAUCCAUCUUCACCCAUAUCAUCCUGCUCCUGCAGCUUCCUUUCUGUGCUUCUAAUGUGAUCAACCAUUACUAUUGUGACAUUGGGCCAGUGCUAAAGGUGGCCUGUGGGGACACCCAGCUUAUUGAGUUCCUUGGCUUCAUUAUUGCUGUAGUGGUGAUAUUCAGCUCCUUUGUAUUCACAGUGGUUUCCUACAUCCUUAUCAUUGCCACCAUCCUGAGGAUUCCUUCCAGCAAGGGGAGGCAAAAGGCAUUUUCCACGUGUGCCUCCCAUCUCAUUGUGGUCAGUAUCCUAUAUGGGGCCCUUUUCUUCAUGUAUAUGAGGCCUGCUCCCACCCAGUCCUCCUUUGGCCUCAACAAAGCAGUGUCUCUACUGAACACUGUCCUCACUCCCACAUUAAACCCCUUCAUAUACACCAUCCGGAACAACGAGUUCAAAGAAGCUUUGAGAAAGGCACUGAGUGGGAAGGGGCUGAGGUUUCCCAAUAUCAGUGGGAUUGUUUGUGGUAGAAAGCAAUGCAGCUUAAUGCAGACGUGAGUGUGAGCGCAUCCCUGAUCUGGGUUUAGACGUGAUCCCAUUCAGUUCUAGUACCCGGUGGAAAUGAUGUAGAGCUCCUAUUUCACUACUAAAAAUGUCUCAUUUUCAUCUGGCUUGUACCACUUUUUUACUUGCUCUCCCCAGUCUGUCCUCAUCUACCUCUUGAAGUAUUUCUGCACGCAAGGCCUUGUUACAUGGUAAUUUUGGGCAGGUCC